Messenger RNA from Scleropages formosus (Asian bonytongue), 3210 nucleotides. RefSeq names its product nuclear receptor subfamily 2 group F member 5-like. The transcript has 4 exons. The record is from RefSeq and is a predicted model, not a curated record. Bases 903 to 2114 code for a protein of 403 amino acids. Gene Ontology annotation, biological process: regulation of DNA-templated transcription. NCBI's taxonomy places the organism in Eukaryota, Metazoa, Chordata, Actinopteri, Osteoglossiformes, Osteoglossidae. Gene Ontology annotation, molecular function: sequence-specific DNA binding; DNA-binding transcription factor activity; zinc ion binding.
UGUAGCGCUCAGAGAUGGGAGCGACGGCCAACGGAUGAAAGGCGCUUGGCUCUCCAAGUUUUUUUUUCCCCCCAACUCUCAGCGUUUUCGUAUUACUACGGAACAGGUCAUUUAUGGUUCAAGGGCGCGUGCAUUUACGCAAUCCCUCUCUGCGGUUCCCAGAUUCCUUUAAAUGGUGGAGCCAACAUUUGAACUUCUUCCUUGCUUGUUGCUGUUGCGAAGUGCGAUCCUCUCAGUAAGCUCGUUUGAAGUAUCGUCUUCUACUCUUACCAGUAUACUUUCGGACAAAGAAAAUCGGUCAAAUGGUUAUUUGUUAAUUUCUCUGUUUCUCGGGAAGUUAAGGAGAGAGAGAGAGAGAAAAACAAAACUUUGACAGAGUGAGAAAAAGAAGAAAACCAGUGUGGGGAAGAAUUCCGGACUUCUUUGCAGAACCGUAGCUUGAUCUAUUUAUUAUUCCCUAUUAUUACGGGACAACUUUACGAGGACCUCCGUAUAGAUGGUUGCCUGGGACUUUUGUGUGAACACCUUUGAACUUUAAGAGCGUGUUUCUGCAUGCCUUCUGCCUUUCCGAAAGUACGGGAGUCGCAACUGUCUUACGUAAUAUGAAUGUUGGUUUAACACACUUUUCUGACCGGAUCUCGCACCAUCCAUCGCAGUAGUUAGCGGAGAAGUGGAAGACCUGUAGGCACUGGGACUCAUAGUCACACUAAGAGAGUUUCAUAGCCUGUCUCUGGAAGAAGAACAAGAAGAAGAAGAAGGAGGAAAAGAAGAAGAAGCAAGCAAGGGGAAACAUUCGUGCUCGUCUGGCUUGUUUUCCCAGACGUCAGGACGGAUUUCCAUCUCCUCCCUGUGCGUCAGACUCACGCUGUAUUUGUUGUUCGGAAAGAGCGCUUCAGGAUAGCAUGGCAAUGGUAGUAAACCAGUGGCAGGAGAACAUUUCCACAGACCCCGGGUCCCAGCUGCAGAUCUGCGGCCAGGAUUCUGGGGGGACACCGGGAACACCGUCAGGUUCCACCUCGGGGAACGAUGCCCUUUCCGGGGACAAGCUUCCCAACGUGGACUGCUUGGUGUGCGGGGACAAGUCGAGCGGCAAACACUACGGGCAGUUCACGUGUGAGGGCUGCAAGAGCUUCUUCAAGCGAUCGGUGCGACGGAACUUGAGUUACACCUGCCGGGGCAAUCGAGACUGCCCCAUCGAUCAGCACCACCGGAACCAGUGCCAGUACUGUCGCCUGAAGAAGUGCCUUAAAGUGGGCAUGAGAAGAGAGGCUGUACAGAGAGGCCGCAUGUCCAACUCACAGACCAGCCCGGGUCAGUACCUGAGCACCAACAGCGAAGCGUACAACGGCCAACCUUACUUGUCGGGCUUCAUCUCUCUUUUGAUGAGGGCUGAGCCGUACCCCACCUCUCGCUACGGCACCCAGUGCAUGCAGUCCAACAAUCUGAUGGGCAUCGAGAACAUCUGCGAGCUGGCUGCCCGGCUGCUCUUCAGUGCCGUCGAGUGGGCCAAGAACAUCCCCUUCUUCCCAGACCUUCAGCUUAUGGAUCAGGUGGCGCUGCUGCGCAUGUCGUGGAGCGAGCUCUUUGUGCUGAACGCCGCCCAGUGCUCCAUGCCCUUACACGUGGCACCGCUCCUGGCCGCCGCCGGCCUGCACGCGUCGCCCAUGUCCGCAGAGCGUGUUGUGGCUUUCAUGGACCACAUCCGCGUCUUUCAGGAGCAGGUGGAGAAGCUAAAGGCGCUGCAGGUGGACACGGCCGAGUACUCCUGCCUCAAGGCCAUCGUGCUCUUCACCUCUGAUGCCAUAGGCUUGUCGGAUGUGGCGCAUGUGGAGAGUGUACAGGAGAAGUCCCAGUGUGCCCUGGAGGAGUAUGUACACAACCAGUACCCCGGUCAGCCCAGUCGAUUCGGCCGGCUCCUCCUGCGGCUGCCCUCACUGCGUGUCGUUUCCUCACCUGUCAUAGAGCAGCUCUUCUUCGUGCGACUGGUGGGCAAGACCCCCAUCGAGACACUGCUGCGGGACAUGCUGCUCUCCGGCUCCAGCUACAACUGGCCAUAUGUACCUGUGCAGAGGGACCGGCCGAUCUCACUCCACUACAACGAGAAUGGACCCUGACCGAUCCUCCCUCUCCCCGGCCCCAGUGAGCCAUCCGCCCACCUGCCUGCCCCAUCUCGAUGCCCCUGUCCCACUGCAACACAACCCACUUUACCAACGCACUGGUCACCCAACCCAGGGCUGAGAACAGACCUACUGCACAUGCCCUGCUCCCACCUGCCAGCCUUCAGCAGAAUGUGAAAGGGAAAAAAUACAUGAUUCACACGCCAGCACAGAUACUUCAGGUUAGAGGCAAGGCCAUCGCUCUUUUCUGAAGAACAUCAACAGAACCUUCUGAUGGACAAAGCCAGAUGCAUUGACUUUAUGCAGAGAUGCAUAUCUUUCUUAGUCUUCCGGACAAUUAGGUUGCUGAAGAGGCCUCUACUGGGAUGCCAGAUUUACUUGGACAGCCUGAGAUAUGAAGGGUGUAGUUCAUAAGGGUACCAUGAAGUGUAACAGCAUAAUAUGUCCAUAUGUGCCCUAUGAGUGCCUAGGAAGGCACCUACAGAAUGUUGUCUGGUCAGAACAGUUGCAGCUUAGUACUUUGAAGGACAGCAGCCCGCUGUGAAAGAGGCUAGUGUGCAGCCCAAAAGUGGCACAGACAUGGAUAGCAGCCAUCCUCAUCCAAGCCGGUGUGACCAGAGGUUGUGUCUGUCGCGAUGGCAUGCGAUGAGAUGGUGUCAUUGGCAACUGGGAACCAAAAAGUCACCACGCUGCAAGGAUGACCUGCUCUAGGUGUGUCUGCAUACUCAGAGCUGCGUUCAGCUGUCAGUCAACAAUUUUCUUAGUGUAUCUGAUGAACGCUCAGAACGUGUCUUUCCAUCCUCUAAGUGUCCAUAAAAUUCACGGUGAGCUCACAGGAAAAUGCACCUGUCGUAGUGUAGAUGUUGUACACUAUUUGAUAUCGGCAAAAAAUAAAUAUGUCAAGGAGUAUUUCUAAAUCAUACCAUUGCACUACAAUGUCAAUGAUUUAAACUGGGAUUGCAAGCCAUUGGGACAGUGGGGGAAAAACAGACUUAUCUCAAUUAUUAUUAGCUCCAAAUAAUGUUUCUACAAGUUUUUGUUUAACUCUGUAUGGAAGAUGGUCAGUAUGGAUUCAGUUAAAUAAAAUAUUCAU